Messenger RNA from Hemibagrus wyckioides, 5900 nucleotides. RefSeq names its product zinc finger, CCHC domain containing 14 (gene zcchc14). Gene Ontology annotation, molecular function: protein binding; zinc ion binding; phosphatidylinositol binding. Bases 701 to 3454 code for a protein of 917 amino acids. Lineage: Eukaryota; Metazoa; Chordata; Actinopteri; Siluriformes; Bagridae. The record is from RefSeq and is a predicted model, not a curated record. The transcript is spliced from 13 exons.
UUCUAGGCUGGGAGAGAGACGUUGCUGCCUUUUAGUCGACUUCCCGACGGGAUCUAAAAGCCAAGGAGCGAGAAAUAUGAGUUUAUUCACACAAUUUCGGAUUCGAAUCUAAUCGGAAAGGAGGGGAAUGAGUGUCAGAUGUACAUUUACAACCUCGAUAAAGAAUUACAAGGUGGAAUUUGUGGCCUGUUUUGCUCCUACAGUGCAACUAUAAGGGCGAAGUGUGCUGGACUUGGAUGGGAUUGUUUAUCGGUUCGGGUCCAUCACUGGCCGGACGGUUUGGAGGAAAAAAAUUGCGAUUUGAGAAGGAGGAAAAGCAGGACUGAAGACUUCUCAAGGCUUCACAGAUUCUCUGAGCAGUAUUUCCUGUUUUAAAGCUGAGCAGGAGGUCGGUAGAUGGUGGAAAGAGUCGAGUCUGGACAUACUUCCAGCAGCAGCCGCACGGAUUCCUUUCUUUCCCUUCGCUCCCCUUCCUGUCUUCCUUCCACUUUUUCACUUUUUCCCCUUCACUUUCAGCAAGAGUAAAUAAUGCAACCCUUUGUGCAUAAAAUAAGGAGGAAACAGUGCUGUUAUUCUCCACCGUUCCCAGUGUCGAGAUGUUGAACUUGAGAAGUCGAUGAAGGUUGAUGAAUGAGUUUGGAGUUCGGUGGGUUUGGUGGAUUCGGUUCUCCCAGAAUUUCUUUCCAAGACAAGCUUCAAAAUGGUGGAGAAUAGGUGUUGCCUUAAGAGAGAAGAGGUGUACCGGUGGUUCUCGGGCUUGAGCUCAGCUCAGAGGGCCGAGUUCCUGUGCGGACUCUUGGAUCUUUGCGUUCCAGUGGAGUUGCGCUUCCUCGGGUCCUGCUUGGAGGACUUGGCUCGUAAGGACUACCACUCUCUGAGAGAUGCUGAGAUCAAAGCCAACAACCCGGCCGACCUGGCGCUCCUGGCCAACAUGACGGACGAGGUGGUGCGCAGCAAGCUUCUCGUCUCGCUUGCCCUACUCGGCUCGGACAACCGGGCGGCGGCGGGCGUGCUUUUCCGGACGCUCACGCACGUCGACACCAUCAUCCACGAUUAUGGGCUUCGUCUGAGUGACGGACGGACCGGCGAGCAGUUCCUCCUGCUCUUCACCAUGGCCGCUAAUCACCCAGCCUUCAGCUUCCACCAGAAGCAGGUGCUCAGACAGCUGCUUGCACAGAUCCAGGAGAUCCUCCAGUCCAGCGGGUCCGACACGGCACACGGAGGAAACACCGGAUCGCCUGCUGUUCCUACUUCAAUGCCUACGUACAUCAGUGCACCUGCACAUCUUACCUGCUGCACCAAGACCGUGCCCAGAGAAGUGACGACAGGCCCCGUGGAUGACGGUGUGGGGUCAGAGGUCAUGUCCCCGACCCCUGCGCCUACUUGCCAGGAGCCACCCAUAAAAAUGCAUGCUGGGAAACCUGGAAAAGUCCGAGUCGAGAGGAUUGAGCUGAAGGGAGUCACACACAAAGUGGACUCAUCAACAGAAUACACACUGGAGGUCGUGUGGUCCGACUCCACGCUGUCAGUCAUUAGCAAGACGUCUCAGGAAGUGAUGGAGCUGGUGUCCCAGCUCUCCCAGCUCUUUCCUGAUGAUUGUCUGGAGAAGUUCCUGCCUCAACCUGGUGUUGAGCCUCAUGACCUGGACCUGAGGUGUUUAAGUUCUCUUCCGGCUCACGUUCUCCGACACGAACGAGUGCGACUUUUCUGCACAUCCUCCAGCCCACAGCCCACCUCCAGCACCAAUCUGAGUUGUCUUCUUCAGUACAGAGGAGCGAAUAGGGCGGUGUGUGGUGUCGCGAGCGUUCAGCCGGUGGUAAAUGUUCUUGCCCCGAUGCCCCAGCCCUCGCCUGCACAUCUGCCCCCUCCGCCCAUCCUGCCCCUUCAUCCGAGCCUCGCUGUUCCCACUAUAGGAGAGACCAACUCGCCUCAGCAGCAAACUGCACCACACCCACAACAGCAGCAGCCACACCCACCCAGCCCCGAGCAGAAUGGCAUCCUGGACUGGCUGCGGAAGCUCCGCCUCCACAAAUACUACCCCGUCUUCAAGCAGCUCACCAUGGAAGAGUUCCUUGCUUUGACAGAAGAAGACCUGAAUAAGUAUGACCUCACUCAGGGAGCCAAGAAGAAGCUGAAGACCCAGCUGGAGCUGCAGAAGGAGAAGUUACACGAGAAGAGAUACACCAUGUCUCAGUUCCCUGUGUCCUGUGGUGGGGUAGCGAGAGUUACACCUUCCACUUACAACGGCCCGAUAACACAUACGAGCAGCAGCAGUAACACAGAGCUGCGUGUGGAAGUGGAGGCCGGUUCUCUGUCCUCCCUCAGGGACAGCAGCUCAUCAUCAGGUUACUCCAGUUCUCCAUCCAGCCCUAUGACUCCUCUGAAAGAGACUCACAGACGUACCGAUGUGGAGUGUGUAGAGAAAGACCGCGUCUGUUUCCUGCUCAGCACGGCGGGUUCCGGUCCGAGUCGGCCGACGGCUCAGGUUCUCCCGGUGCAGAACGAUCCCUCUGUCUGUCCGUCUCACACCAGCGUGACCCUUCCCUCCAUCCCACUGCUGGCCCCAGGCAGAGGACUCGGCUCCGCCUCCCGCAAGCCCCGCCCACCCCUGCUCUGCACAGCGAUGGGUGUGGAAGCACCACCCCCAGGGCAUCAGGAAGUGGAAACCUGUACUGCGCUAACGGUAACCUCUAACGCCCUCCAUCACGUCUCACAUCCGACGCUACACUUUCAGGUUUCGGCCACGCCCGGCCACGCCCGGCUGUCUCAGUACCCAAACUCCGCCUCUUCCUCCUCCUCAUCCUCGUUCUCUUCCUCAUCAUCUUCCUUUUCCUUUUCCUCAUCCUCCAAACCCACCUUCUCGCCCAUCAGCGCAGUUCCCAUGGCGGCCGUUUCCGGAAACACCUACAGCCCCAACAGUGCGUCCAUAGUAGCCCCGCCCACCACCAGUCCCGUCACCACGGAAACGGCGUGCUACGGCUCCGCCCAGUCCAAUGGUACGACGCCGUGCGUGUGCAGCUCCUGCGGCUGCAGCGGAAAGUGUGGAUCGUUCUACUUCCCGCACCCGUUCUCCGGUACGUCCCUGUUCACAUUUGGCCCACUGCUCCACUUCAGCCCCCUCCUUGCAGGAAGCGGCUCCGCCUCCCCGUUCUCAUACCCGAUUGUGGCCCCACCCCUGUACAGCAGCAGCCUGUCGCAUGACUCCCAGCAGAACCUGGUCCUUCCCCCGAUGCAGGGCUUCCUAGGAGGCGGGACUAACACCUACCAGCCCUAUGGCAUGAUGGGAAACGGAGGCACGGGGCAGAAGAAGGUGGGAAGUGUUUCCUGCUACAACUGUGGGCUGAGCGGUCAUCGAGCGCAUGACUGCAAACAGCCACCAAUGGAUUCGGCUCAGCAAGGUAUGUUUCGUCUAAAAUAUUCUCCUCAGUCGGACAGCCAGGACUCUGGUGACUAGCCGUUAUAUACAGCGUUUACGAGGUUUUCCAAGCGAGCAGCGUGUGUGUACAUAUGUGUGUGUGUGUUUUCGAGCUCGGACGCCUUCUGAGACUCUCGCGGACUUCGUCUCUUGGAGUGAAGCUCUGUAACGGACGAGCCGGACAUCGGGGACGAUUCGGACACUAAAGCUCGUGAGGACGGUUGUGAAUAAACAGAAAAAAAACAGCCGGCGAGUUUGUAAUCGUCUCCUUCCUCUCAGGUCCUCACUCGGCCUCGUCCCGUUUUGUCUCAGCAUGGUGCACUAUGUAGUGUGUGAAGGUGCCUCGGUCUCUGGCGCACUUUUCCUGUCGGAACCCGUGAACGAAACACUGCCGCGUUCCGCUCUGGCGCAGGAUUGGACAGAGAUUUUUUUUUUUAACUUUUUAUAUUUUGUGUUGUGUAUUUGUUGUAUUUACAGUGUAGAGUGUUAAACUGUCAGUGUGUUUAAAGCCACGCCCACAUUUCACUUUGAUGCGGGUAGGGUAGUUACGCUAAUCGGACCAUCAGGUUCUGUGACAUUUAACACGCACAAUGCGUUAUUGUUAAAAACACUAAACUAAACCAGGUCUCAGUUUUAGUGAAAGCCGGCUACUUAGAUCUGUUAAUUUGGAUAAAUAAGAUUUGAGCCGAAAAUCCCAGAAUUCUCUUCGCACAAACCAGCAAAGUAUUCGAUAACUGAUAUCUGAGGUUGUAAUAAACAUCAUGCAAUGAUUUUGAUAUUAAAAUUCAACGUAGUCAAUUUUAGAGCCUGCAGAUGUACAUAUGCAUGAUUUUUCAGUAUUACUACGAUUAUUUUUUUAAAAGAGAUAUUUUAUUUGAAACGAAUGUGGGUCGAUAAACCUGAAUAAUUCGCACCUUCGCUAAUUCAGCCAGCAGAUCUGUGUUAAAAACGGCGAUGUUUCUCCGUUUAACUUUUGUAUGUUUUAUUCGCUGACUGCCGAGUUGAACGCAGAUGCAGCUGAAAUUCUGCUUGUUUAACAAUAAAAUGUCAUUAUUUAAUUUAACGCUGCCGGCGAAAAGCACUCGGAAUUAAACACUUUGGCGUAUUCAGUCGAAUCUGAGCUCAAUCAGAUCGACUAAAACGCUGAAUUAGCUUUGUUUUAUAGUCAUUUUCCUAAAAGGCACCUUGAAAUGUAUUUAUUUAACCGUAAAGCCUUUGCUAAUUCCUUAGCCUUUUUGUCUAAGAUUCAGUUAGGAGCAAGCAAGCAAAAAACUUGGCUGAAUUAGCUUCAGGGAAAAUCAGUGAAAAUGUUUGGUUAAUCCAGUGAGGAUUUCACAUUUUCGGCUAGUUUCGACUUUUGCACCAAAGAACUUCUCGAUAAAACGUUUCAAGAUUUCUCAGACGGCACGAGAAGGACGUUAGGGAGGCUAAGCGUCUUUAUUUUCACGCGCCAUUUCACGGAACAUUUCUUAUUCGAUUUAUUUCGCUCCUGAAUUUCCUUCACUAAUUCAAAGCAUUUCCUAAAUCAGCUCAAGGAAAGGUGACCGAAAUUAGCGUCGCUAAUGUAGCGAGGACUCUUUGCCUCGGCAGCGGUGAAGAGCUUGCUAAAUAUCCUCCGCCAAUUUAGCAGAGACUCUCGUGGGAUUCUCCUCAGAUAGUGUCGUGAGGAUUUUGCUAAUAUUCUUGGCUAAUUUAAAGAAUUUAGCAGGGUUUCGCAAAAAUAUCUUUGGGCUAGUUAGCUAAGCUUUUUUGUUGUUGUUUUCUUUUUUACAGAAUUUCCUUAAAUAAUUUGAGCAAACAUCCUGCUGAAUUUCUUUUGCUAAUUAUGUGAAGAAAAUGCAGCAAGAAAUGUUUCCUUUGCUAAUUUCACAAGGAUUUUUCACAACAAUAAUUAUGACGAAGCAAAAUUUCCAUCGCUACUUCGGCGAGGCUUUGAACUAGAUUUCCUUUUCGUCAAUCUCCGGUUCUGAAUUAGCAACGGUAUCGCUAGUUCCACGGCUAAUUCGGCAAAGAUUCUCACGUGAUUUCCCUAGCUAAUGCAGUACAGAAUGCGCUAGGUUUCCAUCGCUAGGUCAGCUAAGAGAUCCGUACUACAAUUCCACUGCACUUGAGGCUUGUUAUGAAAUUUCCUUCACCUUUCGCCUCAUCAGGACAUUUUUUGCACAUUUAGCUUUAAGAAAUCGGAAGUUUUGAUGAAAUACUUGAGCAAACGUCAGCGAGGAUUUGUCUUUAGCCCAGACGCACGUCCUGGUCUGAGAGGAAACGUGGAAGUUCGUAUGUUUUGGUGAAACACGUUUCUCUUCAUCAGCUGCUCUGCAUGACGCUUUUAUAAACCUUCUCUCUGUUCCCAGUCACUUUUUUUCUGGUUCACUUUUGUAUUUAAUGUUUGAUGCUGACGUCAUAGGAUUGUUUGUAUUCAGAGUUAUUUUGUAUACAGAUGGAAUUCAGAAUUAAACUCCUUUUCAGAUUUUCACUCGUCUGUGUG